Molecule: messenger RNA, 1740 nt
Organism: Cotesia congregata
Lineage: Eukaryota; Metazoa; Arthropoda; Insecta; Hymenoptera; Braconidae
Source: the annotation of a GenBank genome assembly
AUGUCGGGAAGUGACAGCCCAACGUUUUUUCACGGCCAACCCUGGUCCAGCUGGAUCGAGAGGAUCGGCAGAGACAAGCCACUGAACAUUGAUCUUUAUGGAUUUUGCCCGGAGCGAGACACAUUCUAUGGGGUCGUCUGCGAGAUUUGUAAUGCCAUCGUCAAACCUCAGGCUCUCAUCCAGCAUAUGGAGAGUCGACACGCAUCGGGGACUGUCAACUUGCCUCCACCAUCAGCACCAGCUUCUAAGACCCCCGUGAAAACCCCAUAUUGCAAAGUCUCGAAGCUCACCAAAAAGAGCCAACCAACGACGCCCUCCUCGGUUGGGACCGCCACAGGCGGUGGGAAUAGCUCAGCCACGAGCAACUCUAAAAUCAACUACUCGUCGGUCAAAAGGAAUGCCGAGCAAGCAAACCUCCAGCAGCCGGCGUUGGCGAACGCGUCGCCGAGGUCGCCACUCGACUCGAUUGGGAUCUCCGGCAACUCAACCCUCUCCGGGGUGCCCUCCAGUCCGGUCAAAAGCCCCGGCAGCAACGGGAACACCACCACUGCCACCAGCAACAACAAUACCAGCAACAGCACCACCACCAACAGCAAUAGCAACAACGGUACCUCAGCAAACUCCACUGGUGCGACGUCUACGUCCACGACGGGCCCCGGGCAAAGGCGAAAGCGUCUCAAGGCGGACCGCGGGCUCGUCAAGGACAGAGAGUACGACCCGGACAGGCACUGCGGGGUCUGGAUCGAGGAGACGGGGAAAACCUGCACCAGGUCCCUCACCUGCAAGGCUCACACGGUCUCGCUGCGUAGAACAGUCAUCGGUCGGAGCAAAAGCUUCGACAAGCUCCUCGCCGACCACCGGGCUUCGAAGGAGCUCCCGAAUAGGACGCCGAAAGUAACCGUCACCGGGACUGUAACUGUCUCGACGGCUUCCGUGUCAGGAUUGACCGGAGUUUCUGGGGCGACGGCUGGUGUUGGUCUUGUUGGAAACAGCAACGACACCGAGGCUCCUGGGUCACCGCCUGUUUUAUCUCUACCGGACACUUAUCCACUGCCAAAGGCUGUUGAUUUGCUUUAUCGGUGUCUGGCCCCGCAUGGCUCCACUAAACCUACUAAGCUGGAAGAGGAUUUUGCUAAUGAGGAAUUGAGACUAGAGGCCUCCAGGUCUGCUGCUGCCAAUCCCGUCAAUCCUGCCGUGGUAUCCUCAUCCCCGCCAUCAACUGGGCCGCCACCACCACCUUCGUCAUCAUCAUCAUCAACACCGUCGUCAUUGGCGCCAACCACUUCCAAGUCAAUGCUGCCUCCAAUUUCAGUGGUGCUGCCUUCGCUGUCCCCGAUCGCCAACGACACGUCUCAGCACAUAUCCACGCUGAUCCCCGUUACCUCGAGCCUGUCCUCGGUUGUUUCAGCCUCGCUAGCGGCGCCCCAGCCCCAACUUCCCAGCACUGUCCUCGAAGGCGAGACCACGUGUGACGAAGAGUCCGAGAGCAUGACUCUCUACUCCCCGGUCGAAGCUACCACGACUUCGACGCCCUACUCGUCACACUUUAGUGACAUUGCCUGGUCUAACUGCCACCCUGAACCUCUCGCAGUCAGCCGGUGGCUGCGUAUCACCUCCACCCGUACUGUUGUUCUAUUCCGUCUUGCUCCAUCUUGUUCUCAAAGCAACCUGCCGCAGCAUCCCGCGUCCUCGGGUCUCGAGUCUUGGCUUCUCGGGAUGAGACCAGCAAGUGGGAGAUGA